Nannizzia gypsea CBS 118893 is the source of this 1266-nucleotide messenger RNA. RefSeq names its product pelota. Gene Ontology annotation, biological process: RNA surveillance; nuclear-transcribed mRNA catabolic process, non-stop decay; nuclear-transcribed mRNA catabolic process, no-go decay. The transcript has 3 exons. NCBI's taxonomy places the organism in Eukaryota, Fungi, Ascomycota, Eurotiomycetes, Onygenales, Arthrodermataceae. The coding region runs from base 1 to 1266 and encodes 421 amino acids. The record is from RefSeq and is a predicted model, not a curated record. Gene Ontology annotation, cellular component: cytoplasm.
AUGCGCCUCAUUAAGCAAAACAUUGAGCGUAAUGGCUCGGGCUCAGUCACGCUUUAUCCCGAAGAGCCAGAAGACAUGUGGCAUGCAUACAAUCUCAUACGGCCGAAUGACCUUCUAAAGGCUAGUGCAAUACGCAGGGUGACUACUACUUCAGCCACGGGCACAACCGCCUCAUCUCGUGUGCAUAUGAAUCUGCAGAUACGCGUGAAAAGUCUUGAUUUUGAUAUCCAGAGCUCUCAGCUCCAUGUAUCUGGCCAGAUUGUUGUGGAGACGCCGUACACGAAAAUUGGUCAGCAUCAUACCCUUGAUUUGGAGCUGCAGAGAAACUUCACCCUAGAAAAGGAGGUAGAAGGCUCGUCGCUUCCAGGUGAUGGAUCAGCAACGGGAACAUCUGCUGGUGGCUGGGAUAGCAUGGCAAUUGAGAUGUUAAAAGAUGCCGUUGAUGAAGGGGGGAAACGAAGAGCGGAAGCCGUAGCAGUGGUUAUGCAGGAAGGCCUCGCAAACAUUUGUUUUAUUGGACAAUUCCAAACUGUGCUCAAGCAGAAAGUUGAACUUACUAUCCCCAGGAAGAGGCAAGGCGGUAGCGACUAUGACAAGGCUUUAUCAAAAUUCUACCAGCUCACUUUGGAUAAUCUCCUGCGGCUUAUCGAGUUCAACAGCGCCACAGGCGCAUCCCUUGUUACUCCAGCCUCAGGCAGUGACACGUCCGCGAAGCCUAUUCUUCUCGCAUCCCCGGGGUUUACUGCAGCCGGAUUUCAAAAGCAUGUUCAAUCGGUUGCCAACACGACUACGCCGUCUUUAAAGCCCCUUCUGCAAAGCCUGGUUGUAGUUCAUUCGUCGUCAGGCCACGUUCACUCCCUUAAUGAAGUACUACAGUCCCCCGCCGUUCAAACAAGGUUGGCUAAUACAAAAUACGCCCGUGAGACCGCGUUAAUGGAUACGUUCUAUGCCCACUUACGGAAAGACACGAACAAGGCUACCUACGGCCCUAACGAGGUGGAAUCAGCCGUUGAUCAGGGAGCAGUAGGGAGAGGAGGAGGAAUUUUAUUGAUCUCUAAUAGAUUGUUCAGAGCCCCGAAUGUGCGUGAAAGACAGAGGUGGGUGUCUCUGGUAGACCGCGUACGGGACGUAGAAGGUGGAGAAGUCCGCGUUCUGAGCUCUGACCAUGAAAGUGGAAGGAGGUUAGACGGGCUAGGGGGCGUGGCGGCGAUUCUGACGUUCCCUAUCGAAGACAAUGACGAAGAGCAUGACGAGGAAGAUGAUUGA